ACGUCCUUCACCCCUCCUGCCACCGAACACUGUUGGUUACCCGGCAGCAGUCGUUCUAGCGUAGGGCAAUAUUAUGGUCACAGAACUGUCUACCAGGGGCAUGUCGAAUUCUGUUGUAGACAGAAUCCCAUAGGCAUACAUCGAUAUAUCAGCUUCUUUCGCCGCUAUGCCCCUGCGAGUACUGUUCGGUUGGUCUUGAUGUUGACGCCGACGGUCCUUCGCACAUUGAGAAUUGGACUACCGGUAUGUCGAAUUGACAUUGGUGGCUGAGUAUAUCCUUCACAUCCAGCCGCGACGCGUGCCUUUCAGCAUGGAGGAGAAGCGUCCGAGCGCCGCCACAACCACCGGCCGAGCAUCAAGCGGCAUUCCGAAACCUUCGUCUCGUCUUCCCUUGCCUCGCUCCAGCAUCCCGACGCCCUCCGCCACCACACGAUCCCAGCAGAAGUCUUCCGCCCCUUCGUCCUCUGAAACCCACCGAGCUUCUCUGCCACAGCCAUCCGCCGCUACCACCCUGCGGAACCCUCGCUUGCGUCCGGCAACCUCGCGGGAGCAAAUCAGUUCACCGACCACCUUGCCGAGGUCAUAUAGGCCCGGGGUCUCGUCUGCAAACCCCCGAGGUACGGCGAAGGAUUCAAUUAACAGGAAUGUGAAGUCGCAACCCGUCUCCACCGACAAUUCCUUCAAGAAGCCUUUGGCUCCUAGACGUCGGCCGUCUAGUCAGUUUAGCCAUGGCACGCAAUCGUCAGCCACCUUGGUCGAGGAGCACUCUUCAGGAGAUGGGAUUAUAGAUGACAUUCCGGAGCUACCUCCUUUGACUAAACCAACAGGUGAUGACCUCACCUUUGAUGCGUUUUUGGCCGAGCCUAGGAGACCGCGGCCGUCGCUUUCCGAGCGAACGAUUGAAACUCUUUCGAAUUUGCCUUCUUCUCCUGCAAUAAAACGGCGGGGUAGUAAUUUCUUCGACGUGCCUGGAUCUAGGAGACCACAAUCAAAAGGAAGUGUAACAUCACGGCCGGGAUCGCGGCUUGGUUCACGACCCAGCUCGAGCUAUCAGUCCGACGGGUCGAACGGGCGUCCCAGUGGCCCACUGAGCCGGCCAGGCUCGAGCUCGAGCUCUUUAGAAAAGGGAUAUGGCAACUUCAGGGCCUCGACGAACACUUACAAGCCACCUUUGGCCACGGUGCAGGGUACACCGUCGAGGCGUCUUUCUGCCUUCGGCUCGUCGGCUACACCGGCUACGAAGAACACAUCGAGACUUGCGCACCGUCCCUCUCUCAACAAUGUGUCCUCCAAGGCCUCUCUAUCUGCCUCAAUUGGCCCUAGUACCCCAGUCCCGGAAAGGCAGGGCAUGUCCGUAUCUAAGUUUGGGUCUAAGACUCUGACUGCUCGACCGUUGAAGACCCGGGGCUCUGUCAAUGGCUUGUUCAACAAACCAUCUAUACCAUCUCUUAAGAAGGAGCAAUCUGCCUCCGAUCUUUCGUCCGCUGCUAUGCGGCAAGGGUCUCUUGCCUCGAUAAAGUCACCAAGGACGUCUGGCGAAGGCGGUAAUCUAUCAAGUCCAUCAACCACUUCCACUGCACCCACAGUACACUCUCUUGAGGAGCCACCAUCCUCGACGCGCAAAUCCUCCGCUGCGUUACGUGAUCAGAUUGCAAAAGCAAGGGCCGCAAACCGAGCCGCAAAACGUCAAGCUUCGGGCGCAGCAAUCUCUCAAGCCUUGAAAUCGCCGGUUAUACCAACGGAUGAUACUUUCGAUUUCGGGCUGCCCGAAGAUCCAUUUGGUCAAAGGAAAUUUGAGGACUGCAACCGAAAAGCCAUGCAAUCGCAAAUUAACACAGCAAGAGUAACGGGAAGGCUGAACAUUGCUGCUAUGGGAUUGAAAGCGAUUCCAGACGAAGUGCUGAAGAUGUAUGAUCUCGAAUCAAUUGGCCAUGCUGACGGUAGUUGGGCUGAGAGCGUAGAUCUUACUCGACUUGUUGCUGCGGACAAUGAGUUAGAGACGAUAGAUGACUCGAUUUUCCCUGAUGUUGACCCCAACAAUUUCGACUUAGAUGAAGUGGACGAUAGGGGACGAAUUUUCUGGGGUCUUGAGUCUGCAGACCUUCAUAACAACACGCUAAUCUCCUUACCACUGGGUCUGAGGCGUCUUCAGCAACUGACGUCGUUAAAUUUGGCGUCGAACAAGCUUACGAACAAUUGCCUCGAGAUUAUUGCCCAAUGCGGUGGUUUGCGCGAUCUUAAGUUAGGCAACAACCUUUUAUACGGUCCGAUUGAUGACGCUUUUGUCCUUGAAAACCUGGAGAUUCUUGAUUUCCACGGGAACAACAUAUCUGCGCUACCCCGUAGCAUCAACAAAAUGAAGAGGCUCCGUAUUUUGAAUAUAGAUGAGAACGCUCUCGAAUCAGUGCCCUUUCAAAGUCUUUCUGCUCUCCCGCUUAGUGAGCUGCGCGUGCGAAAGAAUAAACUGACUGGAACAUUGAUCGAGCAUGGGGUGAAAAGUCUUCCACAACUCCAGACACUAGACUGUUCUAACAAUCAGUUAUCGUAUCUUGUUUCUCCAGAUACGGAUCAAUCACUUCAGCUUCCAUCCCUUCAUCAGUUAACAGUCUGCGUCAACCGAUUGAAGAGUCUGCCAGAUAUGAGCAGCUGGGAUAGCAUCCUGACGAUCAACGCUGAUGACAAUAGUAUUUCCGCUUUCCCUGAAGGGUUUACCAGCCGAAAUUCCCUUCGGCACGCCGGCUUCUCCAGUAACGAUAUCCGUAUCGUACCUCCAGAGAUUGCCCGAAUGGACAGCCUUGUGAUGUUGAGUAUCACAGGUAACCCAUUACGGGAUAAGAAAUUCACUUCUCUCACAACAGAAGAAUUGAAGGAUGCCUUACUCACGAGAUUAGCGCCAUUGCCUGGUGAAGAAGCAGGGGGCGUAGAGAACUUCGCUAACGGAAUCGACUCGAUCGGAGCGAAUGUCUCACAUAUUCAGAUUACAGCAUCUACAGCAUCUGGUGGUUAUGGGAAUAUGGAGGAUGGGCAUUCAGAUUCCGAUGAUUUCGCAACACCACCAACGUCUGCUCCUCACUCCCCGGCCCGCUCUCGGUCUCACACAUUAUCUAGCCAAACGUGGCCUAUAAAAUCAGGCGGGGUCCUCGAUCGGUCCAACACGGAAUCGUCUUCUCUGCACCCUGUCGUUUGUUCGAAAAUCGCCGCUGUCCAGUCAGUGCGGGAUGUCCGACUCAGCCAGAACACGUUCACCCAAUUCCCAAAUUCAUUGUCAUUCUUCAGUGAUACUAUGACAUCGCUAUCCUUGUCUCGUAACCAGCUUACCGGGGAAAGUUGGUUGACAGAACAGCUUGACCUCACAGCGCUGCGAGAGCUGAACCUUCAGUCCAACUUUUGCACCAGUCUAGCGCCUUUGAUGACAUUUUUGUGUGCGCCCAAUCUAGAAAAGCUCGAUGUGUCACUCAACCGCAUCGUUCAAAUCCCUUCUCUGCGAGACGUCUUUCCAAGCCUCACGGUGCUGCUAAUAGCAAAUAACCGACUUGAGGAGCUUGACCCGGACACCAUUCAGGGAAUGAAAAUUGUCGACGCUAGCAACAAUGAGAUCACGCACCUCAACCCUCGAAUCGGCUUGCUUGGGCUCGAGAGGCUUGAGGUAACGGGUAAUCGAUUCCGAGUUCCCCGAUGGAAUGUUCUCGAGCGCGGGACCGAAGCGACGCUUCGAUGGCUUAGGGGCCGAGUGCCAGUAGCCGAGAUGGCCGAGUGGCGUGCUCAGACGGGAAUCACUGAAGAUGACUCGUCUAAUGAGCUUGAUUAGAGUCUACGAUAUCUCUGCAUAAUACCAUGCCAUGGAGUUUUGGGAAAAGGCAUUCAACCGUAAUUCUGACUUUGUUACUGAUUUUCUGGCACAACGCUCCAAACAACGACCUGUCUACAAGGCAUGGAAAAUUAGAGCGAGGGCCUGUGAAAUUCCUAAAAAUUGAUUUAUAGCAAAAGCGGGCGCACAUGGAAGACUUGACAG
This is a messenger RNA of Xylaria bambusicola, 4012 nucleotides long. RefSeq lists its product as uncharacterized. The record is from RefSeq and is a predicted model, not a curated record. Lineage: Eukaryota; Fungi; Ascomycota; Sordariomycetes; Xylariales; Xylariaceae. Gene Ontology annotation, molecular function: protein binding. Bases 311 to 3808 code for a protein of 1165 amino acids. The transcript is spliced from 2 exons.